This is a messenger RNA of Penicillium arizonense, 1137 nucleotides long. Its product is annotated as snoRNA-binding rRNA-processing protein UTP6. Bases 1 to 1137 code for a protein of 378 amino acids. Gene Ontology annotation, cellular component: Pwp2p-containing subcomplex of 90S preribosome; small-subunit processome. The record is from RefSeq and is a predicted model, not a curated record. Gene Ontology annotation, biological process: maturation of SSU-rRNA from tricistronic rRNA transcript (SSU-rRNA, 5.8S rRNA, LSU-rRNA). The transcript is spliced from 2 exons. Lineage: Eukaryota; Fungi; Ascomycota; Eurotiomycetes; Eurotiales; Aspergillaceae. Gene Ontology annotation, molecular function: snoRNA binding; protein binding.
AUGUCCGCCGCAACAGACAAAGCUCGGUUCUUCCUCGAGAAGUCGGAUGAAAUUUCCUCAAUCGUGAAGAAACGGUCAGACUUCGAGCACAAGAUCAAUGCUCGUGGUGCGCAACCCGCGGACUUUGUGCGCUAUGCUGAAUAUGAAAUGAACCUCGAUGUUCUGCGAAAGAAGCGAGUGAAGCGACUUGGAAUUCGGUCGGCGGGAUUCAAUGGCCAGCGACGCAUCUUCUUCGUUCUCGACCGGGCUACUCGCAAGUUCCAGGGUGAUCUAAACCUUUGGGUCCAAUAUAUCGAUUACGCACGGAAGCAGAAGGCCCACAAGAAGUUGUCUCUGAUAUUCACCGACGCUCUGCGCCUACACCCAACCAGCGCCGAAUUAUGGGUCUACGCUGCGAAAAAUGUUCUCGAUGACCACGCCGAUAUGACACAGGCUCGGAGUUACAUGCAACGCGGUCUUCGCUUCUGCAAGAGUUCAAGGACAAUUUGGACGCAAUAUGCCAAGCUGGAAUUGAUCUAUAUUGCCAAGCUGGUUGCUCGCCAACGCAUCUUGGGUUUGGAUGAGAACCAAAAGCCCCAGCCAGUCGAAGAGGCAGGGAUUGACGACCCGGACGCCGAUAUGAUUGCCAUGCCAAAGAUCACAGCUGAAGAUAUCGACCCGAGCACGGAAGAGGAUGGAGAAGUCGAUCAGGUUGCGCUGCAAAACCUCAACGCUACACCUGCCCUGAGCGGUGCUAUUCCAAUCACCAUUUUCGAUACCGCCUCGAAGCACUUCAACCAUGAUGAUCGGUUCGGGCAGGAGUUCUACAAUAUGGUGUGGGAGUUCCAGGAUGUGCCUUGUCUUGAGAAGAUCCUGGGCCAUGUGGUCGAGACUAUGCGCGAGAACAAGCCUUCCAGCCCCCGGACACAGAUCUGCUAUAUCAAGUUCCCCACGGCUGGAGUUCCCGUCACAUCCCCCGGUUUCCCGCGGGCUCUUGGUAGCUCGCUUGCGCGUCUAAGAGAGUACCCCCUGGGUAAGGAACUUGCCCGCCAGGUAGUCAACUGGCUGCAGCCCAUCGCAGCAACCGAAGGCUUGGAUCCUUCGUUGCAGAAGGCCAUUGCAGCCACCAUCCGCAGUGCGGAGCGUGCGUCGGAGUAA